Saccoglossus kowalevskii is the source of this 684-nucleotide messenger RNA. RefSeq lists its product as uncharacterized. NCBI's taxonomy places the organism in Eukaryota, Metazoa, Hemichordata, Enteropneusta, Harrimaniidae. The record is from RefSeq and is a predicted model, not a curated record. Gene Ontology annotation, molecular function: GTPase activity; GTP binding.
AGUUAUAUAGACAUGGGAAUCAAUUUUUCAAUUUUCACAAAACUGUUCAGAAAGAAAGAAGUGCGUCUGUUAAUGAUGGGACUUGACGCUGCUGGGAAAACAACACUUUUAUAUAAAUUAAAACUUGGCGAAGUUGUUACAACAAUACCCACUAUAGGCUUCAAUGUUGAAACAGUAGAACAUAAAGGAAUUUCUUUCACAACAUGGGAUGUUGGUGGCAGAGGUAAAAUUAGACCCCUGUAUAGACAUUAUUAUGCAAAUACAGAUGGGAUAGUGUUUGUAAUAGACAGCAGUGAUAGGGAGCGAUUUUCAGAGGCUAAAGAAGAGAUGGAAAGAUUGAUUGGGGAAGAUGAACUGAGAGAAUCAGCAAUUCUUGUUGUUGCUAAUAAACAAGAUUUGGCAAAUGCAAUGACUCCUGAUGAAAUCAGAGAUAAAUUACAGUUAGAGAAAUACAGAGACAGAAAAAUAUAUGUGCAGGGAGCGAUUUCCAUUGAAGGUGAUGGUCUGUACGAAGGUCUGGACUGGUUGACUUCAGUGAUCAGUGGGAAAAUGGCCAAGACAGAGAUUACAAAAUCGAUCAACAAAACAAUCGCUGAUGGACAUAAACAAUACAAGACUGGUUAUGGCUGGCUUCAUGGAUUCUAUGAAGGCAUCAAGAGCAAAUUCACUGUGGGAGCUAAUUAA